AUGGCGCCGAGUCGCGAGGCGACGCCGCCGUCCGAGGCGGCCUCGUGUUCGUUUGCGGCGCUCGCUACUUCGACAGCAUUCGUACAGGCGCUCCAGCGCGAUGUGCAUAUCCUCCUCGAUGCGUUUGCGCUCACGUGGCUAUGGCUCGAUCAGAAUGUGGAUGCGCCGAGCUCGCUGCGCUGGGAGUACGGCGCGAUGGCCGUCUUCCAGCGCGUGUGGGCGCGCAACCAGUGGCCACAAGUGAGUGGACUGCUAGGCAGCGAGGUGCGCACUCGCCGCGCGUUUAUGCAGGCGGUGGCCGAUGCGUUCCUGGAUCGUAUCGCUGCCGCGACGGGCGCCGCCACGACGGAGCCACACACCGUUUUGCAUGCGGUCGGAGCGCUCCUUGGCCUGUACUGCUGGUGGCAUGCACAGCCAACUGGCGCAUGGCCCGCCAUUCGCGUCGAUCCUGCGGCGUACACGGCCAUUGCCUCGCUCCCCGAGCGGGCGCGCGCCGUGCUCGAUGCGGGCCCUGAGGCGUCUACGCUGCCGCCGUCUGCCGACGUCUGGUACGUCGCGCAGCAGAUGCUUGGCACGGCUACGGCGCCCGGGUAUAUCCAUCUGUACAUGGCGCCGCGGCAUGUCCCUCGCCUGCGCGCGCUGACCACGGUGAUGCCGCGCCAGCAGCUCGAGGCACGCCCGCGGCUCGUUGGGUCCAUUGGCACGACGCAGGCGCCGCGCCAGGCGCCGCCCGCAGAGGCGCCACUGCUCCAUGGGGACGUGCAGCAGGACGUGGGCCUUCCCAGCGAAGGACCGGCGCCUGCUGCGUCGACUCGGACGACCCAAUCGCUCGAGGCCCUGUGGCAAGCCCAAAGAGAGUAUGCGCGCGCGCAAAAGUCCGUCGAGGACGCUGUGGCUUGGGACUCGAGCAGCUGGGACGAGGGCCGGCCCCUCUCGCUCCCUACGAUCCUGGCGUACCUACAAUCGGGCACCGGCCCUGCCUCGUGA
Molecule: messenger RNA, 987 nt
Organism: Malassezia sympodialis ATCC 42132
Lineage: Eukaryota; Fungi; Basidiomycota; Malasseziomycetes; Malasseziales; Malasseziaceae
Source: RefSeq, a predicted model, not a curated record